Molecule: messenger RNA, 1100 nt
Organism: Pseudogymnoascus destructans
Lineage: Eukaryota; Fungi; Ascomycota; Leotiomycetes; Thelebolales; Thelebolaceae
Exons: 1
Coding region: 406-819 (137 amino acids)
Source: RefSeq, a predicted model, not a curated record
GGGCGGGGGGGCAGUUCAUCUUAUAAUGCGAUUGCUUUUCCGAGUUCUGGAGAGAGAGAGAAAGGUAAACGGUGGUAAUUUUGUUUGUGACGAAUUCGAAGAUUUCUUGAGAGAGUGCGUUGAAGACAGAAACGCAAGACAUUCGUUCAGAUUAUUAUACAAGCCAGGUGCUUUUGGGGUUCGACAUUGAGCGUUUUUAUAUUACAUACCCAACUAAGAUUCUUCGGCUGGACCUCUUUAUUUCACACACUACAUACCAGGCUUCCACCCAUCUUUCAAUCUCACGGCAAUCGACUGAGAAUAAUACGGUAAACACACAUAUACCACUUCGACCACACGCUCGAUAAGAACAAACCUACAGCCCCUCACCAAUACUCCGCAACAUCACUAUUACUCUCACCCAAAAUGCGCCACUCUGCCCUUCCCCCUCUCCGCUCAACAUUCUCCCUCGCCUCACUCCGCUCCUCCUUCCGCUCCUCCCGCUCCUCCACAGCAUCCGGCACGCGUUCGCGCACCCCCUCCACCGCGUCCGCAUCCUGGAACCCGCACGGCUCCUUCGCGCCCUCAGCUACCUCAAGCUCAAGCGCAAGUCCCGUCGGUGAUCUCAGCUCGUUGCCUUACAACCCGCUUAGUCGACACCAGCCGCGCACGGCGCGCCGCCAGCAGUCACCAGUUGCGACGGUGAGGAGCAUCUUGUCGAGACAGUCGAGUCUGGUGGAUUUGGAGGAGGAGGAGCGCGAUUUUGGGACGGAGAUUGGGGUUUUGGAGCCGAGGCCAGCGGUGUUUUGGCAGGGGCUUGAGGAGAGGAUGGGGUUAUAAGUGUUCUGUUUCUGGGGAAGGAUGAUGUUGGUGUAAGGAGAGGGUUCUCUGAUCACUUGUGCAAUUUGGAGGGGGUUAUGGCGGCUUUUUUGGGCCUCUUUGAUUGGAAGGAAUAUGAUGGUUGGAUGGAACAGGAUAUGAUUGAUAUGAUGGCUUUCGGUGUUAUAUUUUGUUUCCAUACUUCGUUCUAGGGAUGGACAUGGCGCUUCAGCCCCUAAGAGCCACUAAAUAACCUAACUAAAGCCUCAUUACAGUCUACCUUCAUUGAAACUAAAUUACAC